Messenger RNA from Aplosporella prunicola CBS 121167, 865 nucleotides. RefSeq lists its product as uncharacterized. NCBI's taxonomy places the organism in Eukaryota, Fungi, Ascomycota, Dothideomycetes, Botryosphaeriales, Aplosporellaceae. The record is from RefSeq and is a predicted model, not a curated record. Bases 325 to 780 code for a protein of 151 amino acids. The transcript has a single exon.
CCCUUCGCCGGGGACCUGUGCGCGCAGCCACGCUCGACCACGGCCCUCCGCCUACGUCAGCCCGAAUCGUGAUCUUGCCUUUUGCCUUGCUGUUGACGACCAAACCAGACGAGGGGGGAGGGCAGAGAGGGGGGAGCAGACUCUCAGGAUGUAUAAAACGGGCGGGCGCUGGCAUUCCGUAGCUGAACCAACUCCUGCCUCCAGUUGAGCAAGAGUCACCACCACCACCACCACCACCUCCUCCUCCUCCUCCUCCUCCUCGCCGCCUUCGCUCUCGACCUCUCUCUCUCGGUCACCCUCUCUCCAGCCUCGCCCACAGCAACGAUGCGCUCCUCGCUCCUCCUCGCGGCCGUCUGCGCGCCCUCCGCCCUCGCCUUCCCCUGGAUGACUCCCGAGGGAAUGGAGGCGCUGCUCAAGCACCCCGAGGCACGCGCCGCCAUCGACCAGAAGCUGAAGGCGCACCACCGCGACGACGCGGCCAGCGAGCUGAAGAAGCGCCACGAGCCGCGCCAGCUCGGCACCGGCCUGCUCGGCGGCGUCGUCUCGCUGCUUGGUGGGUCUGUCGAGGCCGUCGUCGAUAACCUCCUCGGCCUCAUCCCGACGGAUAAGGCUGUCGAUGGCCUGACGCGCUUCCCGGAAGGUAUGGCGUUCGUGUCUGUUCUGUGCAAAUGCCUGAGUGCCGUGGCUGACUGUUGUGCGCGCGUCAGACGACUACCCCUUCCAGGCGCCUGGCGAUACCGACCAGCGCGGCCCUUGCCCCGGCUUGAACACGCUCGCUAACCACGGCUGUACGUGACGCACAUCCCUUCUCUUCUUUUGACUUUACUUGCGAGCGAGCAUCCAAGCUGACUGUUCUGCGCAGACA